UUUUUCCAAUGGGGAAAGGAGGGUCGAGCCAGUCGUUCAUCAAGGUUGUGUGUUCCGAUCCCCCUCCCCAGGAGAUACUGAGUGCAGCGCUGUGUCGGAUCGAAACAGUCAGCAGUGUGUCAGCCAGAGACUAUCCUGACAAUGUCAGCAUCCAUCCUUGGAUGGAACCACCAGGCCAGUUCAGCGGUACCCCAUAACCAAAUUAAGCUGCUGCUACCUGAGAGAAAUGAGCUGGAGAUGUGUUGGCACUGAGAGGUAAUCACUUAGGUGUUACAAUUAGUUACCCUGUGACAUUUUUCUUGAACCUUUGAUAGAAGAAAAAUGUUCAGACAAGGAGAAACUGCAAAGCGUCGCCUGAAUUUACACAUCUCAACACGAGUAAGAAGUGUGGAGGUUGCACGAGGAAAAACAGGAUAUGGUUUCACUCUUGCUGGCCAGACCCCUUGUGUCCUCAAUUGUGUCCUAAAAGGAAGUCCGGCAGACUAUGUCGGACUUCGAGCUGGGGAUCAAAUCCUCAGUGUCAAUGAUAUCAAUGUUUGCAGUGCUUCCCAUGAAGAUGUUGUAAAAUUAAUUGGCCGGUGUUCUGGGUUGUUGCACAUGGUGAUUGGUGAGGGGAGUAAUCACCUGGAUUCGUGUUCAAGUGAUGAAGAACUGGCAUUCCAUGAAACAAAAAACUGGAUUAAACCCAAGGUUGAUUCUAAAACCCUUGGUAUUAACAGAGCAGAGCGAGUUGUAGCAGAAAUGCAGUCUGGUGGAAUUUUUAACAUGAUCCUGGAGAACUCAUGCCAUUCUCCCUGCGCCUCUGGAAAAGUGGCAGGUAAAGCAAGACCCUUAUCGGAACCCAACAUCAGAAAUAGGCAUGAGAGUACAAAGAGCAAUCCGGAUUUGCUUUCUGAGGAAGAGGCAACCAGAGAAGUGAACGAUGAUUCUGUCUUUGUUUCAAUGUUUGAAAAUCAGGAGGAUUUUGGUCUUGAUGCAAGCAUUUUAAAUGUUGGAAUGAUUGUGGGGUACCUUGGUUCUAUUGAACUGGCUUCUACAAGUGCAAACCUAGAAAAUGACAGCUUGCAGGCCAUCCGGGGUUGCAUGAGGCGAUUACGAGCUGAACAAAAGAUCCAUUCUUUGGUGAUGAUGAAAAUAAUGCAUGACUGUAUUCAGCUUUGCAAUGACAAAGGCUCAGUGAUUGCUGUUUAUCCUGCUGAGAAGCUUGCCUUUAGUGCUGUGUGUCCGGAUGACCGAAGAUUUUUUGGACUUGUCACCAUGCACGUUAUAGACAACCACAUUUUUGCUACAAAGGAAGAGAAUGGACUGAGGACUUCUUGCCAUGUUUUCAUGGUGGAUCCUGACCUAUGCUAUCACAAAAUUCAUCAGGGCAUAGCUCGACGUUUUAAUUUUGAUUGUACCCCCGAUCCAGAUGAGAGUGGGUGCUUAGAAUUCCCAGCAACAUCUCAACCUGUCCUUCAGUUUGUCUCUGUGCUCUAUCGGGACAUGGGGGAGUCAAUAGAAGGAAUGCGAGCGAGAGCCUUUAUUGAUAGUGACAUUGAUGCUCAGCAGAAUAACAGCACGAGCAGUAACAGUGACAGUGGCAUUGGGAAUUUUCAGCAAGAAGAGAAGAACAACAGGGUUCUUUUGGUUGAUUUGGGGGGCAAUCCAGGCAGGCAUGCUCCUGCUGGCCUAUGGGAAAAUCCUCCCUCCCGGAAUACAAGCCAGCCAACACCACACUGGGCUAGUUACCGCUAUGACCAGGAAGCAAAAUAUAAUUUGUCUGACCUGCCACAUGUUGACCUCCAUACCUCGGGCAGGCACCUUGGCCCUGCUGCUAGGCUCGAUGCCCCCAUGGCUUCUUCAAGAAAUAAUUAUCCUCCAGUUAAAAAGCAGGGGCCAAUUGGAGCUGCUCACUCAGGUGGUCAAAGGUGGCUUCCUGUUCAUGUUCUGCGAGACUGGCAGCAAGGACAUAGCAGCGACCAGGAAUCGUAUGCCGAGUCCACAGAUGGCUGGUCAAGUGCAAACUGCAGUACGCUGCCUCCUCCAAUGAAUAAAAUCCCAGCUGAUCGAUACCGAGCUGCAGGAGACAUCGGUCGGCCCUCUCAGCUCGUAUCGCACAAAGACGAGUGGUCCCAGAAGUUGCUUGGUGCAGAACAGAACAGAGAGGGUUAUAAAAAGACAUCCAAGUUCCGUGGGAUAUCUCUAGGAUUUUCAAGUAUCACCUCAAGAUCCUCUGGCCGGCGGUCCUAUGGAAGAUCUAAACGUUUUAGCUUUGCUCGAUCUUUGGAUAAUUUGGAGUCUGCUGCAGUGUCAGAUGGUGAGUUAAACAGUGUUGACUUGAAGGGUUGUGGCAGCGAGAACAGCCUGAAUAGUAAUGCCAGUCUGCCAAGUGUACAGAGCUGUCGAAGGCACACUGAGCGACGUGUUGCUAGUUGGGCAGUCUCAUUUGAAAGACUGCUACAGGAUCCAGUUGCUGUUAGGUACUUCUCAGAAUUCCUUAAAAAAGAGUUCAGUGAAGAAAACAUUUUAUUCUGGCAAGCCUGUGAGAUCUUCAGUCAUGUACCUGAGAGUGACAAGAAGCAGCUUUCUCAGAGAGCAAAGGAAAUCUACAAUAGUUUUUUAUCCAGCAAAGCUACUACUCCGGUUAACAUUGACAGCCAGGCACAGUUAGCAGAUGAUGUCCUAAAUGCUCCACGCCCUGAUAUGUUUAAAGAACAGCAACUUCAGAUCUUCAAUCUUAUGAAGUUUGACAGCUAUACCAGGUUUCUGAAGUCUCCACUCUAUCAGGAGUGUAUGGUAGCAGAAGUGGAAGGCAGACCCCUUCCUGAUCCCUGCCAGGUUCCUAGUAGUCCCGCUUCUAAGAACAGUAUCAGUUCUGAACGCUCCAACAUAUCUACACCAAAAAAGCCAAGUAAGAAGUCUAAAUCUGGUAGAUCACUGAAUGAAGAAGAUGCAGAAGAUCAUGCAGAUAAAAAGAAAGGACCAUUUUCUUUGUGGACUCGUAACAGGAGCUUUGGGAAAGGACACAAGAAAAGAGAAAAUGGAGAUUUCCGUAGUAAUUUCUCAAGCAGUAAUGGUCGACGUGAAUCUCAAGGUUCUUCUUCUUCUGGAGCUAGCUUGGAUUUGGCAAACCCAAUUUCACUAAGUAGGAAUGAGUGUGAUGUCAGCCAAAUGCUUCUGCCUGAGAAGGAUAAGUCACAGAAGUACUGCUCUAUAAAUCUACCAGAUGGCUCAGUCUGUGCAGUGCCCACCCGUCCUGGAUUAUCUAUCAGGGAGAUGCUGUCAGGUCUUUGUGAGAAGCUUUGCAUCAACAUGGCUGCUGUAGACCUUUUCUUAGUUGGAGGCGAGAAGCCUCUUGUGCUGGAUCAAGAUAGCAUGACCCUAAGUUCAAGGGACUUGAGAUUAGAAAAACGCACUUUGUUCAGGUUGGAUCUUGUGCCCAUCAAUCGUUCUGUUGGAUUGAAAGCCAAACCUACGAAACCAGUUACAGAAGUUCUUCGACCAGUUGUAGCCAAGUAUGGCUUACAUUUAGAAGACCUCGUGGCAAAAAUUAGUGGAGAGAAAGAACCUUUGGAUCUUGGUGUGCCCAUUUCUUGUUUAGAUGGACUAAGAGUUGUUUUGGAAGUGUCAGAUCAGAUUACCGGCAAAGAAAAACAAAAGAAUGCUUCAUCAAAGCCAAGUCAAACAUCUUUGAAUGCAAGAGCUCCAGCAGCAACAGAAAAUGAAAAACCUUCAGGAAAAUCAUCUUCUGUCAAAGCUAGAGGGGAAAACGGAAAAGCUGCCAGGGAGUCACGGCCUUUGAGAAAAGAAGAAUCAGUUGAUAAACUGGACAAAAGAAAGCAGAAAAAAAUUAAUAUAGAUGAAGCAGAAGAAUUCUUCGAACUACUGUCCAAAGCUCAGAGCAACAGAGCAAACGACCAGCGGGGUUUGUUGAAAAAGGAAGACUUGGUGUUACCCGAUUUUUUACGUUUGACACCUGAUGUUUCAUCAUCCACAUCAUCGUCUCAAAAAUCCAACCAUAGAAGAGGCAAAGAAGAUGAAGGGACUGAUAGGCCUUUGAAUGCAGUUUUGCUUUCAAAAGAAAUGAACUCCACUGUGAACUAUGAAAAAGAUUUAAGUAAAUCUAAAGCACAGUCUUCAAGUCAACCCAGGGUGGCAUUAAUUCCACAUAACAGUCAAAAAUGUGAGCAGAAAGAAAGAGCCCUCUUUGUCACACCGCUGUCACCUAUUCCACAUACGCAAGAAGUAAGUACAGCUUGGGUAGAGUUGCGGCCCUCAGCCUGCCAGACAGACGUCAUAGAGACUUUUGGUGAUGAGCAUAUUGCAGACUUGACUUUGGUAGGAGAAGGAGACAUCGCCAGCCCCAACAGCACAUUGUUGCCACCUCCUCCACCCACUCCACCCUCUAAUGCAUGCAGUCUUGCAGAAGCCAACUCAACUGCUCCUUGUGAUAACUGUGAAGAGACCUAUAUUUUCUUCAGAUCCAGCUCAGGUAUUUCAGGAGUGUGAUGUAUUUCCUGUUUUGCGGAGUGUCUCGCCUUAAAUUGCUAUGGUUUUGUGAAUAUCUUUGUUUAUUGCAAAUGCACUUUAUUAAAGCUCACAUUUCCGUAAUGUACUUUAUGAAAAAUACAGUAAUGGUGAAUUGUCAGGCUAAAAAACUAGAGAUUGCAGUUUCAUAAAUUUUUUGAGGCUAGUCCUGUGAAUCAUUAAUUUCUUUGUAACAUAGUAAGUAUGUUAUUCUCUUUUAAAACUGAUAAUGUAAUUGCUGCUAUGCAAUGUAUACAUGUCUCAUGACAGUAACAGUGUUGCUCGUAAACUUGUUCGAAACUUAGGGACUCAGCACUUUGUGGGUAAAAUACUUAGGAAAGAAUUCAGUAUAGUGUCUGUAAACUAAAACAUUUACAAAUGGCAAAAAUGCCUGUAAAACUUUAAAUGAAAUGUAAACACUAAGUGGUUUAUUAGAAAAAAAAAAGAGUGGUGCAAUGUGCUCCUUUGAUCUAAAAGACCAAUGCAUCUUCAUGUCUUCAUGUAUAAGUAAUUACCUUAGACCAGUGUUUCCUGUGACAAUGCAGCCCAGUCACUUUUAUUAACAAAAAAAAAAGCAAAAUCUGAACUGACCAUAAAUCUUUGUAUUAUCACAGUCCUUUUAAUUUAUUACAUUAUUUGUGACCUGACACCAUCCCAUCCCCAUCCAGCAUGAUGGCACACUUGGAAGGGAUGCCACAUAUCAAUGUUUGGAUCUCAGUUCAGUUCCCAGCUGGAGUGCCUUCUGUGUUGAUUUCACUUGUGCCAUGUUCACAUGAUUUUCACUUUCAGUCCAAAGACAUUUUGUUGGGGUACGUAGCUGUGUGAGUGUGAGGCUUCUAUCCCUUUUCCUUGUCACAGUAUUACUCUAAAAAGUGUUGGGAAAACACCUGCUCUUUACACAACCCCCAAAUGCUCAUGCCAGUGCUGUUAGGUUUUUAUUGUAGCCAUCAAUAUCAUUUGGGUAAUAUUAUUAAAUUUUUUUUCAUUCUCAAAGAAUUCCGCUCAACUCUUUAUCCAAGGUCUGCUUGAGACACAUUUAACAAAAGAAAUCGUCAUUGACAUUUUUUAACUGCAAAGUUUUUAUGAGUCUCAGUUUACUUAUUAUGAGCUUUGUUGUACUGCAAAUAGCACUUAAGCAAGGUAUUGAAAACCUUGUAUUAGUGCAGUGGAACACUGAACUAGAAUAGGGAGACACUAACAGUAUUUACAUAAUAAACUGUUUGUAGUAUAAUGAAAUAUUCAUUAUACAGAGAAUUCAUCCAGAAGUCCCAUUUUAUGCUGUUCAGCAAUUUAAGAGUUUGUGAAUUACACUACAUAACUUUAAAAGUACACACAAUAAUCUCUAAAUGUAGGUUUUUAUAUUUGUCCCAAAAGUCAAGUGCUCCUUUAUAAGUGUCAAGCAAACAGCUGUCAAGGCCACUUGAAGGAAUGUUAUUUUUACAUAUCAACCUCACAGAGAACAGUAUCAGAGCAAUAUUUUAAUAAUGUUUAUAGUCUGCUAAGUGUGUACAAUUCAGGCAUAGAAGCUUUAGAAAGGAUUUGCAGUGUCUUAUAAUACUUCUGUAGUUACUGAAAAAUGCAGUGACUGCAUACAUUUUAAUGACAUCUGAAAAAUGAUUAAUCUGGAGACAGAAAAGAUAAAUGGCAAGUUCAAGUCUAAAAUUAGACUUAAAUAUUUACUAGAUUAAACAAUAAAAUGAAGCUAUGUAAACAUGUUUUCAAAGUGAAUAGAGUUGUGAAAGUCAUAGCUAAUUUUAUUCCUGUUACUCCUUUAAACUUCACAUCAAAAAUACUGAACGGACAAAUGUACAAAUAGAGAAAUACAAACCUUUAUUUCCAAGUUAUCAAUAAUUAAACAGUUUUCCAUUAGAUGUAGCAAAAGAAAUUUGCAACAUUCAUUUGAAAAACAUAUAGGCAUGUCAGGUCAAAAAUCCAAAUGCUAUUUCGUAAAGCUCUUUCUUGAAGUGUUCUGCCUGCGUUGUGUUCACUGAUCCCAUUUGAGUAGUUUGAGAUUAGUAUUAAUCACACUGCAGGGAAAACAAGUCCAAGAGUAGAGCAGAUCAGAUCAGACUGAAACUGUAAAUGUUUAUCACGUUACAUUACUCUUGUCUAAAACAGCGCUACUGCUUAAAUAUUUACCACAUAAAAAAUUAAACACACGUUAGCUAUAACUUACCAUUUCAUUUGGAUAACUGAGCCUAGAAAAUUUUGAAAUCAUUGCAGUGACACAAUGCCAAGAUCAGUCUCAUGUACAGUUUUACACUGUUUUAAUUGGUGCCAAAUUUUUAUAAGAUGUUGAAUUUGUUUAGCAAAUAAGGUCUGGGCAUUCAUUUGAUGUAUUUAAACAUAAUUAAUGUUGUGGUUCCCAGAAUUCCAAUGUAAAAACAUAAUAUCUUGUUAGUUUUUAAAGUAUACAUUCAUAUGAUCAUUUAAUUGAACUAUUUAAUUGUAUUAUUACAUAGCUGUAUAUUCUUAGUCUCCAAAUCAUUUCUACUUUUGUUAAUUCAUUCCGUCAAGUGUUUUACAAUCAAGUUCUUUGAUUUUUAUCAGAGAUAUAAUUAAAAAUUGAUAUGUGUUAAAAUUGUUUAAUUUAUCAAAUGCAGUCUUUCACUCCAGUUGCCUUACAAAAAGAUCCCUGGCUUUACAGAGCACAUGAUGUUAAUCACCUUUUGCAAUCAUUGCAAAACAGUAAGAAUGUAGACAGUGAGUGCCCUUGCUGCUUCACACUCCAUACCUUUUUUUUUUUUUUUUUUAUGGUGGAUUUUGACCAAUAUGCACCACAUUCCAGUUUACUACAUCUGUCCCACAAUCUUUUUUGGAUUGUUUUCAGUAAAAGUUUAAAAUAAAUAGCAUUGAAAUUAAAACCUUAAAAUGAUCUUCACCAUACAUUGUUUUCCUAUUUAGCAAUCAAGAAUCAAGAAGUAUAUGUUUAUUAAUUUUCUGAACCUACUCAGUCCAGUUUUAGGGUAACGAGGAUCUUAUCAAUAUGUCAAACUCCAUAUCUAGAACUAGAGAUAUUAGAAAAUGGCAAAUAUUUUAUUUAUUAAGUUUUAUUGCUCAAUGCAAAAUGGCAAUGUGCAAAUGAAUAUACAGAACUUUAAAGCCUAUGUGCCAUCUUGCUCAUUGUACAUCAUUGUACAAUGUACAUCCAAAGCACUUCUUCCAGAGUACAGAGUCAGUUUUCUGGUUAGACUUAAAGAUUUGUUUUAAGGCGUAAGGACUUCAUUCAUGACUUUCUGUGGACAAGUUAUGAUACAUGCCAGGAUAUUGUUUUCAAUUUUAAAUGUACUUGAAAGAAUUUUUUGUGCUUUUCUUAAAACAUAUAAUUCUUGAUAUAAGAAAAUUAUGCAGGAAUUAAAUUAAUGUACCUUUUUCCUCAAAAUCAAUUAAACAUGUUAAUCAGAUUAAAUCCCAAAACCAGAAUAAGCUUGUUGUGUAAUGUCAUUGGAGUUGUAAAAAAAUAUGAUGCAUUCAUUUUAACAUAAUUUUUAUUUAUUUUAUACUUCUGAAUCCCCAUAUAUGUAUGCGCAACUAUCUAGUGUAGGCAUCUCAAUCUACAGUAUUAUUGCUUCUUGUAGUUUUUUUUUUCUUUCUAGAAACACUGCGUAUAAUGUGUAGGACAUCCCAAAUGUGUCUUUUUACUUCUUUUUCCAUUUCUUCAACCAUUCGAUAUCCAUCCUCAUAGUUCACUAAAAGGGAAUCUAUCCUGGGUGAUCCCCCAUUUUAUUGUAGCUAUUCUUUUUUAAAGGGUUGAGAUUGUUUGUUUUGAAGUCCUGCAGCUUUACAUUUGACAUGUCUAAAACAUAUCCUUUGGAAGGAUAGUUGGCAGUCUGCUGUUGUGUUGUAUUUAAGUGUUUAGUGUGAGCAAUACUAAUCAAGUUUAACACUUAGUCCAUUACCGAUUCAUUCCCAUCUGUUACUGGCUGUGUGUGCCAUUAAUUUUUAUUUUGUUUAAAUGGUUGAUGUUCUCCAUGAGAUAUAUCACUAUUUGAAAAAGAAAAGUUUCUUGACAGAUUAACAAUUUUGCUUUUUUUUUUUUUUCCUCAGUUGUAUUCUAUAAAAAAGCUUGUAGUACUUGAACAAUAAAACAACUUUUGAAUACGGUAUAUGGUUAUUUUCUAGACCUUAUCAGCUCAUUUUGAGGAAUGUUGUAUUUGUUAGCUGGCCUGUAAUUAAUGUGUAACUUUGUUUGCAAUGGAUUUCUGGUGAAAUGCCAUGAAAUCCUCUGAGAAUUUUCAACAUUAGAUAGUGUUGAUGUGUGAAACUUUCAGUUAAUAAAGAAAAAAUUUUCAAGAUGGCAAGCAGUCUGAGACAGCUAUUAAUACCCCCAAUUAUUGUAAAAGCUUGUUUUGAAAUGCAAAGAAGAUAUUGUCUGGAAAAAUGGUAUCUUUGUUUUCUUUUGAUUUUAAAUGCAAAAAUUUACUUAAGCUACUUUUGAGAAUAUAACAUUUAUGAAGUAUUCCAUAUUAUUUCAUUUUCUUUAUUCUUUGCUCUAUUUUUACAUCAUGUAAUUUCCAUGCAGUUUUAUAUAAGUUGGUUAGAUAAUGGUUGGAUGAAUGGAGAUGUGCACAUACACAUCAGUGUCAUUAUGGCAUCCAGUUGUAUUCCGUUUACUCUUAGUGUCUACAAGUGUUCUUUCAUAUAUGCAUUUGUUUCUAAGUUACAUUCACCACUAGAAAAACUCAGUAACUUUUUUGUAGAUUAUAAUUUGUGCCAAGAGUUUUUUAAACAUAUUCAUCAAUGUUAAAUGAAUCCUGAACAAGUGUUAUCAACAUUGAGAGAAGACAAAUGGUUAAUAGUUUACAAGUUUUAGCACCUUAUACUAUUUUGGAUGUUACCUGCGAUUUCUCUCACUUGGAAUCUUUAGGUCAUUAUGUUGAGUUGAGCAGGCAGGCAGUGGCAUGUGCUAUAUGAAUAACUGUGGGAUUUUAGCUUGGGGCUUUAGGCAAUAGGUUUAAAAAAAAAAUACUGAAAAGUGAAUUGAUUUUUCAAGAUAUUACAAGUAUUUUUGUAGCCAUUAUAAAAUUCUAGCAUUUGGAAUCUGACUUUUUAAAAUUUCAUUUUAUGUUUACAGCGAGCUUGCAUUUGUGCUUAUUACUAUGUUGUACAUUUAAUAAAGUGAUUCUUUUCCUUCUGUCCUGUCCUCAAAAAAUGCAGUUCAAUGAUGAUGCUUAAUACAUGCAUAAACAACAAACAAAGUUACACUAAUUGAUUGCCACUGGCUAGUAGCAGCAUUACAUUUUAAUUUAGAAAAAUAUUUUAUGUAUAUUUGUUAAAAUAAAUAUAUAUAGUCUCUUAUAUUUAUAUUUUGUAGUAAUUUAUCUUUGCCACCUUUUUAUCUAUUGUAAAGUACUGGUGAAUAAAACAUUAAAAAAUGUUAUGUACAUAUUUUUAAUACUUUUCAUUAUUGAAUUGCAGAUCCACUUUAUUUCUAAACAUUCAUAGUCUGACUCCUUUAGAUGUCCUUUGCUGUUACCUAUGCUGAUUUAAUUUUGUAUCUAUGUUGUUGUUACCUUAAUAAACAUUAGAAAGUAAAUCUUCUGUCUGUCUUAUAAAUGUGUUUUGAUUAUAUGAAACAUUUCUUGCUGUCACUUUUUAUUCAUUUCUUAUUUUCAUACUUUGUUUCUGUGCUAUGAAGAAUUAAAUCAUUCUGAAAAUAUUUCACUUAUGUAGCAAUUCUUUAUUAAAUGGUCUUUCACUGUGCAAUAAAGGUUUCCUCAGUGUCAUUAUUAAAAAAAA
Molecule: messenger RNA, 10248 nt
Organism: Erpetoichthys calabaricus (reedfish)
Lineage: Eukaryota; Metazoa; Chordata; Cladistia; Polypteriformes; Polypteridae
Gene: rgs12b
Product: regulator of G protein signaling 12b
Exons: 18
Coding region: 322-4491 (1389 amino acids)
Biological process (GO): signal transduction
Molecular function (GO): protein binding; GTPase activator activity
Source: RefSeq, a predicted model, not a curated record